Molecule: messenger RNA, 1431 nt
Organism: Aspergillus melleus
Lineage: Eukaryota; Fungi; Ascomycota; Eurotiomycetes; Eurotiales; Aspergillaceae
Product: WD repeat PRP19 family protein
Exons: 5
Coding region: 1-1431 (476 amino acids)
Biological process (GO): DNA repair; protein ubiquitination; mRNA splicing, via spliceosome
Cellular component (GO): cytoplasm; U2-type catalytic step 1 spliceosome; Prp19 complex
Molecular function (GO): protein binding; ubiquitin protein ligase activity
Source: RefSeq, a predicted model, not a curated record
AUGCUGUGCGCAAUUUCGGGAGAGGCACCUCAAGUGCCAGUCGUCUCGCCUAAGAGCGGCAGCCUUUUCGAGAAGCGCCUCAUCGAGGCCUACAUCGCUGAAAAUGGAAAAGACCCUGUGAACGGAGAAGAGCUCUCGACGGAAGACCUGAUCGAUGUUAAAUCCCAGCGCGUUGUCCGACCCCGACCUCCUACGCUCACCUCGAUCCCUUCCCUGCUCAACGUGUUCCAAGAAGAAUGGGACGCUCUGGCUUUGGAAGCCUACACUCUGCGACAGACCCUGGCACAAACCCGGCAGGAACUCAGCACGGCGCUUUACCAGCAUGAUGCCGCGGUGCGAGUGGUCGCUCGGUUGACCAAGGAGAGAGACGAGGCCCGUGAUGCGCUGUCAAAGGUUACGGUCGGUGCAAGCCGCACCGCCGGUGCUGGUGAUGAAGCCAUGCAGGUUGACUCAGCUGGACUUCCCGAAGCUGUGUUGGCUCGCAUCGAUAGCACACAAGCAUCGCUCUCGAAAACCCGCCGUAAGCGCCCGGUCCCUGAGAACUGGGCCACCAGUGACACCCUUUCCGCAUACCAGCCUAUCGCGAACUCCGAGCCUCUUUCGGCUGGAGGUAAAGCUUUGUCCAUCAACGCCACAGGAGACUUGGCCCUUGUCGGAGGGGCCGACGGAGUUGUCGGUAUCUACUCGCUAUCUCAGAAACAGGUCGUGCAGAGCUUGCAAGCGAAUGGCCCGGUCACCGACGCCGUUUGGGCAGGCGACAAGGCCGUUGUGGCCUCUUCCACGGGCGCUGUGAAGGUGUUCGAGAACGGUGGCGAAGUCGCCAACUUUAGCCUGCAUGCGGGUGCGGCCACAGCCAUCGCUGUGCAUCCCACCGGCGAUAUUGUUGCCUCUGUUGGGGCCGAUAAGAGCUAUGUCUUGUAUGACUUGUCGACGAAUUCCGUGAUCACCCAGAUCUUCAGUGACGCAUCCCUGCUGUCCGUCAAGUUUCACCCCGACGGUCACCUCGUUGCUGCCGGAGGUGUGGACGGACAGAUCAAAAUUUUCGACAUCAAGACUGGCGCGCCUGCCGCCAACUACGCCAUGACCAGCCCCGUGAAGUGUCUCUUCUUCUCGGAGAACGGUACCUUCUUGGCGGCUGUGGCGGAUAAGUCUACCGCCGUGUCUAUCUGGGAUCUGCGCAGCUCCCAGGAAGUCAAGGUCCUGGAUACGGGCAACCAGAUCGACUCGCUCAGCUGGGACUACACCGGACAAUUCCUGCUUACCGGCGGGCCCAGCGGGUUGACCGUUCAGCAGUACUCCAAAUCCGCCAAGGCGUGGUCGGAGCCAUUGCGGAGCGCUGUUCCGGCCGUCGCAGUCAGUUGGGGCGCCGCGGCCCAAAGCAUUGUGGCCUUGAAUGGCGAGGGAGUGAUCACGGUGUUGGGAGGGCAGUAG